Messenger RNA from Gastrolobium bilobum, 2067 nucleotides. RefSeq lists its product as uncharacterized. The coding region runs from base 1 to 2067 and encodes 688 amino acids. Lineage: Eukaryota; Viridiplantae; Streptophyta; Magnoliopsida; Fabales; Fabaceae. The record is from RefSeq and is a predicted model, not a curated record. The transcript is spliced from 7 exons.
AUGGACUGCCCCAUACUUCAGGAUAUUAAGGAUCAAUUGCAGAAUCUCCUUAAUGAAACUCUUGACCAGGAGGAGUUGAUGUGGUUUCAGAAGUCAAGACACAAUUGGAUAGUUGAUGGGGAUAAAAACAUAAGGUUUUACCAUCUGAAGACCGUUAUUCGAAUAUCUCAAAACAGGAUCACUAGACUUCGUGGUAGUAUGAACAUGUGGAUCGAAGAUCCUAUUGAAAAAGAUCAUUUGCUGGUUGUCCCUCCCAGUGACCUUGAAAUCAGACAGAAUCUUUUAUCUAUGGGUGCCUAUAAAUUCCCUAGGUUUGAUGGCUAUCCAACCAUUUUCUUUCAGAGACACUGGAAUAGAUGGAAGAUUCAAGUUUACAGUGCAAUUAAAACUACAUGGGUAAAUCUGGACUCGAUCAAGGAAGUGAAGGCAACAUUGUUGGUGAGUUUUAUUUUGGAUAGACAAAUUCAGGACAAUAUCACAAUUGUCCAGGAGCUGAUUCACUCCACGAGUAAGAUGAGAGGAAAGAAGGCUUUUAUGACAAUUAAAAUUGAUCUAGUCAUGGCAUAUGAUAGAUGCAUCUUUUCUACUAGAACAAAUGUGUUGUGGAAUGGGGGGAAAACUAAGGACUUUAGUCCUUCAAGGGGUCUUCGUCAGGGGGAUCCUCUACUCCGUUAUCAUCUCGUUCUGGCCAUUGAAAAGCUCACCCAUAUUAUCACCACUGCCAUUAAUGGUGGAUUAUGGAAACCAAUGUAUGCAGGUAAGGGUGGUCCGAGGAUUUCUCACUUGGCUUUCGCAGAUGAUUUAAUGAUGUUCAUGGAAGCAACUGAAGACCAUAUUCACAUGCUUCUAAAAUGCUUGAAAUUUUCUGAAGAGACAUACGGCCAAAAACUUAGCGUGGAAAAAACAUUUGUGUUUUUCUCAAAGAAUACCUCAAGGGAAGUCAUGGAUAAAGUUGUACAAAUUAGUGGUUUUAAACGUAUGAAUAAAAUGGGCAGAUAUCUUAGGGCUAUGACGCAGCAAGGCAGAUUCUCUAAAUCUUUAUAUGAAGGGUUAGUGGGAAAAAUUAAAGAUAAGUUGAGUAGUUGGCAACAACAGUGUCUCUCCCAAGCAAGCCAUAUUACACUCUCUCAAUUGGUUUUGGCUGCAAUUCCUUCCUUCCAAAUGCGAAGUUGUAAACUGCCUUUAGGGCUAUCAAGUGGUCUAGGAUUAAGACGUUUGGAUCUUAUGAAUGAUGCUUACUUGGCCAAAAAGGCAUGGAGAAUUCAUACAAAUCUGGAUCAGCUUUGGGUUCAAGUUACUCAUGCUAAAUACAGGGUUCACGGUAUAAGAGACUCUUCGUUUGAGGCUAGAAAAGGUUAUUCAAAUCUCUGGAGGAACGUUUGCAGAAUCUGGCAUGCUCUGGAGGAUAUUUUGGUGUGCGUGCUUAGCAAUGAUGUGGUUACUGCAGUAGGGGAGUGGGAUUUUGAUCAGAUAAGGAGGUGGCUACCAAUUAAUGUUAUUGAUAUUAUCCGCAGCAUUCUCCCUCCUAAGCUUGAGGAUGGGCCUGAUAAAAAGAGUGUGAGUAGAAUAAUCGAGUUGAGUGAUGGGGAGAACAAUUGCCCUUGCUAUAAUGGUAUGCCAGAGACUAUAAUCCAUGUGCUAAGGGGUUGUUCUAGUGCAAGACUGUUGUGGGAUAAACUUAGGCCUCUUCAACAAGGUAAUGAAUUUUAUAAUUCAGAUAUAGGGCUUGCAUCUAAUUUUUCUAGUUUUUUUGUUGAAUAUGCAUCUGUCAAUUGGCUGUCUACUUUCUUGGUUACGUACUGGAAGAUUUGGUGUCGGAGGAAAAAGGUUAAAAAUGGGGAAGAGGUCCCUCCUCUCGGUUUAAAAGUUGAUCUUAUUAGGAGGCUAGUUCUGGAUGCGGAUUCUGCUGCUGGUAAUCUUGGUCGUUUGCAUAUCAAUACGGGUUUAUGUUACGUGAAUGUUUCUUGGAAUUUUUUGAAAGUUGGCUUUGUCAAGGUGAAUACUGAUGGGGCUGCUCGGAGUAAUCUUGGUCGGGUAGCAUGUGGAGGUGUUAUCCGAGAUUCUUAA